AGGUAGCAGCAAUACCAGGAAACUGCAUUCUUAAAAGAAAACACACAUUGUAGUGAUAACAAAUGUGCUGGAGACACAGCACUUGCUGUACUCUGCUGAAAUGGCUGAGGAAAUUGACGAACGAAUUGGCAACUUGAUCCAGUUCAAGAAAGAGGACUUUGAAAAUGAUUGGAUACCUGUGGCUUUAGGUGGAUUUGGUCAAGUGUACAAAGUGAGGCAUAAGAAAUGGUGGACAGUGUAUGCUGUGAAAUGCUCAACUGCAAUCGUUGGAGAUUCUGAACUUCUAAGCACAACUUACAACAGUUUGCUUGAGGAAGCAUCCAAGAUGGAGAAGAUUAAAUUUAAUUAUAUAGUUCAAAUCUAUGGAAUUUGCAGCAAUCCUAUUGGAAUUGUAAUGGAAUUCAUGGAAAAUGGAUCACUUGAGAAAAUGCUUCCAACUCAUACCCUCAGCUGGCAGCUGAAAUUCCGUUUCAUUCAUGAAAUAGCACUAGGGAUGAAUUUUCUGCACAGUAUGAGCCCCCCACUUCUACAUUUGGAUCUAAAACCAGGGAAUAUUCUUCUGGAUAGCCAUCUGCAUGUAAAGAUUUCUGACUUUGGGCUCUCCAAAUGGAAAGAAAAUUCAACCAGAAAUGAAUACAUACAAAGAUCUGCAAUAAAAGGAACCUUAAGUUACAUUCCUCCGGAAAUGUUCCUGCAGAGCAGUCGACUUCCAGGAACUAAAUAUGAUGUUUACAGUUACUCCAUUGUUAUUUGGGAACUACUCGCACAGAAAAAACCUUAUGCAGGUGCUAGCAUGUUGAACAUCAUUGUUAAGGUUGCAGCGGGAAAACGCCCACCUAUCCAUGACAUUUCGGAAGAACGCCCCGUGGAAUGCCAACAGAUGAUUGAUCUGAUGCAGAGAUGUUGGAAUCAGAAUGCUAAAAAGAGGCCAAACUUUUCAGAUAUUGUCAUGGAAUCCCACAUGUUACUUUGCUUGGUACAAAGUCCUUUACCAGAGCCAGAAACAAAUACAGACAACACUGGGGAAGAUAUUCUCAAGUCUUCUUCAAUUAUGCUGUUUAGUGAAAACACUAAUGACAGCCAGCAAGGAUCUACGCUAGAAGAUGCAGGCAGUGAAACGCAAAAUUUGCUGAGGAACAUUAUGUUAGAAGAUCAAACGUGGGUAGAUGACAAUGAUUUUUCUCUGCUUCACGUUGCUGUUGCGCAAGGAAAUCUUGAAAAAGUGAAUCAUUUUUUGAGCCUUAACUUGAACAUAAAUAGCAAAUCAAUAAGUGGAUUUACACCCCUCAUUUUAGCUGUGCAGAAGAAGUUGCCAGAUAUAUGUAUGUGCUUAAUUGAGAAUGGAGCAGAUGUCAAUAUAACUGAUGAAGACAUGUGGUCUCCUCUCCAUUUUGCUGCUCAAGGUGGUGAUGACAGAAUUGUCAGGCUUCUCCUGGAUCAUUCAGCUAAUGUCGAUUCAAAAGAGCGUGAUGAUUGGACAGCGCUUCACCUUGCAGCCCAAAACGGCUAUGAAAAUGUUGUCCGUGUGCUCUUCACUCGUCAUACUAACCCAAAUUCCCAAGAAGUGAAUGGAAAGACUGCACUACAUCUUGCUACUUAUUUUGGUCAUUACAAACUUGUGAAACUUUUGAUCAGCCAAGGUGCUAAUGUAAACAGUAUCCAAAAUGAUCAAAGGACUGCUCUUCAUAUUGCAGCUGACAAAGGUUAUUUUAGGGUGGCACAACAUUUAAUACAAAAAGGAGCUAAUCUGAACUUUCCUGAUCAGAGCAAUUACACGGCUUUACAUAUGGCAGCAGUAAAAGGCAACAGCAUGAUCUGCAAACUGUUAAUAAAACAUGGAGCCAAUGCUGAUGCUAAAAGUUUCCAAGACUGGACACCUUUGCACCUUGCAACAUAUAAAGGACACACUGAGAUAAUAAAUUUACUCAAAGACGGUGGUUCCAAUAUCGAUUCUGAAGGAGAUUUGAAGUGGACACCCCUCCAUUUAGCAGUGCGCUAUAGUGAGGAACUUGUUGUUUCCCAUCUCCUGACAUUAGGUGCAGAUCCUGAAAUUGCUGAGAUGUCAGGCUGGACUGCUUUGCACCUGGCUGUACAACGUGGUGCUUUCUGCAGUGUAAUUAAUCUUAUAGAACACAAGGCAGAUGUCAAUGCAAAGAAUGCAUUUGGAUGGACUCCCUUACAUGUUGCAGUGUUAAAUUCUAAUGUAUCCAUAAUAAAAACACUUCUCUUGGCAAAUGCAAAACUCAGUAUAGAAGACAAUAGUGGCUGCACUCCUCUGCAGUUAGCAGCCAGAAAUAGAAAGCAUGAUGUUGUUGCUUUGUUGGAGGGCAGAGACAAUGUAUCUAGCAGUUCUGAUGAACUCAGUGGAGAUGUAGGGCCUUACCUGCAAUUUCAUGAAUAGCCACUUUUACAAACACAGACGUACACAUUAGCAUAUGCUGUUUUAGUAAGGUCUGAUGACUGAGAUUGAGGCCUGCAAUUUCUUUUAACUUCACUUAUGCACUUUUCUUGCAAUUUUGCAGUCUUUGUGUUUAGGUAUAGCAGAAAGCACCAACUUCUGCUUGUCACAAUAUUAUUUUUUGGUAGGAGAUGAUAGACAUGAUCUCUUGCAACUGAAGAUAAAAUAUUUAGGUUGCAGUCAUAGAUUAAAGCAAGGAGACCUUUUAACAUUUUCAUCCACAGUAUUAUUCAGAAUAAAAUAUAAGUAGAAGUUAGAACUGAACAACUGUGAAUUUGUUUAGGAAUUCUCUAUGAGAGAUCUCUUAGAGAAUUCCUAAACAAAUUCACAGUAUUCUCUGUUGUAUCACAAUAAUAACACCAACUGGAGUAAUGCUGAUAAGUGAUAAUGAUCUACAGGCAUCAGAUAUGUAUAGGGUAGCCUUUAAAAUGUUUAUCAAUAAAAAAAAAACAACCAUGUAUCUAAAUUAGGCAGCUACACAAUGCAAAAACCCUAUAUCCUGUAGGUACCAUUUAGUUUCUUUUAAAUGCUGAAUAUAGACCCCACUACCUUUUUAGGCACUACUACUUUAGGCACUCGGGAUGCUGCACAGUUCCAUAGCGAACAACUAUCAGGAAAUGGUCCAAUUACAUCAUUAAUCAUUAUGAUUCCAUUUAUUUGAUCAAAUCUAGCAUAUCAUGCAGUACUUUGCCCCAGCGGAAUGUGCAGACUUCUUAACCAAGUGCACAUAUAUACAUAGGUCCAUUUAAUUAAAUUCCAAGCGAUUUAUAUUAUUGUUGUGGUGGAGAAAACUGGAGCCUUCCAUGGAAAUCCAUACAAUGAUUAAAAACAUACAGUCUCUAGUCAGGUUGGCCACUGAACCUCACUGCUACACCACAGUAACCAAUAAAAUUUUAUGAAAUAAGUGUUGCUACAAUAACAGACAUAUAUACACAUCUAAUGUUACUUUAGAUGAAAUAUGGAUAGUAUUCCAUAUGGAGUAUUUAGGGAAGUGAUUUGUAGUUUACUGGCUAAGAAUGGAAGUGACUAUACUUAAGUUCUCUUCUCAAGAUCAAGUUUCACCAAGCAAAUCCUUGAGGUGCAUUUUAAAUCUUUCUUUCUUCAAUAAAAAUGAAGUAGUACAACAUAUACUAUUUCUGAAUAUUUAUAGAGUUGUAAUAUACUGAAUAUAAUUUAGGCUUAAAACUUGUUCUCUUGCUAGUACCUAGGGUGUGUGAAGUAAAACACUUUCUUCAAUAUUAAUGGACAAAGUACAUCUACAUCCUUGAAAGUUGUAAAAUGUAACUAUAAAACAAAAGUGUAAAAACUGUAAAAUAAAAGACAAACUGUGUUCAACACUUAACUGUAAAACUGUGUGAGAAGUACAGCUAGAUUCAUAUGGGGACUGUGCUUCUUAGUGAACAUGACUUACAUAAACAGACAAUGAACUAUAACUUCCAUUAUGCUUCUCUGAAUAAAAAAUAUUUUUUGUUUAGCCCACACAAAGGUAAAAUGUUUUCUUGAUAUAGUUGUAUUAGGAAUAGAAUAUAGCAGAGAUAGAAAGGUUGGUAUCGCCAUACUCAAGUACAGAGUGUGACUUUUUCCCUGUUUUCCCAGUGGAAAAAUAAUGCAUUGAGAUUAUUCUGUUGUCAUUUGUUUCUUGCACAAUAAAACUGCAUAUUUUUUCUCUAUGGAUCUCCAUACCUUAAGUCUUCAAUAAGGAUUAAUUAUAUCUAAGUUGGGAUCAAGUACAAGGUAUUUUUUAUUAUUACAGAGAAAAAGGAAAUCAGUUUAAAAAAUUUGAAUUGUUUGAUUAAACUUGAGGCUAUGGAAAAUGUCCUUUCCUAUAAUUCACAGCUUUUUAAAUACUGGGUUUCUAGAUCACAGAACAUAUACCAGUAAUUUCUUACACUGCAUGCAAAUUAUACACUACAUGAAUGGUUCAACACCAAGCAAUGUAAAGAUGCUAUUACUUUAUAAAUGUAAAUAUGUAUGUAUGUAAGUAUGCAUUAAAGAAUAAAAGGCAAUGCAACAACA
This is a messenger RNA of Xenopus tropicalis (tropical clawed frog), 4474 nucleotides long. RefSeq names its product ankyrin repeat and kinase domain containing 1 (gene ankk1). NCBI's taxonomy places the organism in Eukaryota, Metazoa, Chordata, Amphibia, Anura, Pipidae. The transcript is spliced from 8 exons. Bases 101 to 2401 code for a protein of 766 amino acids. Gene Ontology annotation, molecular function: protein serine/threonine kinase activity; kinase activity; protein kinase activity. The record is from RefSeq and is a predicted model, not a curated record.